Molecule: messenger RNA, 1665 nt
Organism: Penicillium olsonii
Lineage: Eukaryota; Fungi; Ascomycota; Eurotiomycetes; Eurotiales; Aspergillaceae
Source: the annotation of a GenBank genome assembly
AUGGCCGCAACUACUGAAUCCUGGUUCAAGAGAGCCGGGUGGACGGUCUCGAAAGUAUUCUUCCAUUUAUUCUUCUGGGGCCUACAUAUUGGUCUCUUUGCUGUAGGAUGGUACCUGCAGGCCUCGAAUCCCAAACUGGAACCACUUAAUGCUCUCCAGUAUUCAGUUUGGAUCUCGCGAGGCGCAGGUCUGGUGCUUUCGGUUGACUGCACCUUGAUCUUAUUCCCGAUGUGUCGAAACGUUCUCCGGUGGCUCAGACCGCAGAUCAGAUGGUUGCCUCUCGAUGAGUCGGCUUGGUUUCAUCGCCAGAUAGCUUAUGCUAUACUGGUCUUUACGGCCAUUCACACAGCGGCACAUUAUGUUAACUUCUACAAUGUGGAAAAACAUCAGAUCCGCCCGGAGCUGGCCGUUGAUAUGCACUUCAAACAGGCGGGUGGCAUUACGGGUCAUGUCAUGCUCCUCUGCAUGAUGUUGAUGUACACUACUGCUCAUCACCGAAUCCGCCAACAGGCAUAUGAGACCUUCUGGUAUGCGCAUCACCUUUUUAUACCGUUUAUGUUGGCUCUUUACACCCAUGCCACCGGAUGCUUUGUCCGAGAUACCGCCGACCCAAUAUCUCCACUGGCAGGAAAGGAAUACUGGGACCAUUGUCUCGGCUACGAAGGAUGGCGAUGGGAGUUGGUUAUUGGAGCCUUGUAUCUCUUUGAGCGGCUCUACAGAGAAAUUCGUGCCCGGCGCGACACGGUGAUUACAAAAGUGAUCCGUCACCCUUAUGCCGCCAUGGAAAUCCAGUUCAACAAGCCGAGCAUGAAAUACAAAGCUGGUCAAUGGCUAUUUCUUCAAGUCCCCGACGUGUCCAGCACCCAAUGGCACCCAUUCACCAUCACAUCCUGUCCCUUCGAUUCCUACCUCAGCGUGCAUGUCCGGCAAGUAGGAGACUUCACCCGUGCCCUCGGAGACGCUCUCGGUUGCGGUCCCGCCCAAGCAAAGGACCUCGAAGGUCUCGACCCGAACGGCAUGUACGAAGUCGCUCUACAAAACGGUCAAACCAUGCCAUCGAUUCGCGUGGAUGGGCCUUAUGGUGCCCCCGCGGAGGAUGUGUUCGAGAAUGAAAUCGCUGUGCUCAUCGGUACCGGCAUUGGUGUAACGCCUUGGGCAUCCAUUCUCAAGAACAUCUGGCAUCUUCGCUCAAGUCCGAACCCUCCGCGUCGUCUCCGUCGUGUCGAGUUUAUCUGGGUCUGCAAGGAUACGUCGUCUUUCGAAUGGUUCCAGGCUCUCUUGUCUUCGCUUGAGGCCCAGUCUGCUAGCGCCGCUGUCAAUGAAGGACGAACUGAAUUCUUACGCAUCCAUACAUAUUUGACCCAGCGCUUGGAUGCUGAUACUGCUGCAAAUAUCUAUCUCAACUCUGUGGGCCAAGCUCUCGAUCCACUUACCGAGCUAAGGAGUCGAACCAAUUUUGGUCGGCCGGAUUUCAACCGUCUUUUCACUGCCAUGCGUCUCGGGCUACUGGACCAGUCGUACAUGACUGGGCUCCAGAGUGCUUCCGCUACCGAGAUUGGUGUAUACUUCUGUGGCCCUAAUACUGCCGCGAUGCAAAUCAGCGAUGCAGCCAAGGCUGCCUCGACAAAGGAUAUCCGGUUCAAGUUCUGGAAAGAGCACUUCUAG